AUGGAGGCCGCGGGCUCGAAAACUCUGAACCGUUCAAUGCAGAACCUUUGGUCUACGCACAGACGCGGCAAAUUGAACUUGAACUCUCCUGAAGUAUCUGCUGCUUCGACACCACCAACGCCGGGCACGGAAGAGCCAACAACGACUGCAACAACACCAGUCCCAUCUUCUGCCGCGAUAUCAGCUCCAGUUUCGACCAUAGAACCAGCUCAAGAAGCCACCACGGUUGCGGUAAAUGGCAAGAGAAAGUUGCGAUCUACGCGAGCGGCCGAAGGAAGCAGUAAACGAUCGAAGACGACUGCAACCUCAGGCGGUUCAAUAGCGAAGGAUUAUUCACCACCAACGACGCGGUUAUCGGAUUUGGGAGGGGUCGAAGCCUGUGCGGAGAAAAUGCUGGAGCUUGUCGCGAUGCCUAUAUGUCAUCCCGAGAUUUACCUGCACACAGGCGUCCAGCCUCCUCGCGGUGUUCUUCUACAUGGGCCUCCUGGCUGUGGAAAAACGUUACUGGCUCAUGCAAUUGCCGGAGAACUUGGUGUCCCGUUCAUCAGCAUCUCAGCACCCUCUAUCGUCUCCGGAAUGUCCGGAGAAUCGGAGAAAACGCUUCGCGACACGUUUGAGGAAGCCAAGCGCAUUGCACCUUGCCUCUUAUUUAUCGAUGAAAUCGAUGCCAUUACACCUAAGCGCGAAAGUGCACAGAGGGAGAUGGAGAGACGUAUUGUCGCUCAGUUUCUCACCUGCAUGGACGAUAUGUCCUGGGAGAAAAACGAUAACAAACCUGUCAUUGUCAUAGGCGCCACAAAUAGACCCGACUCUCUUGAUGCGGCUUUGCGACGGGCAGGGAGGUUCGAUCAUGAAAUCAGUAUGGGUGUUCCAGAUGACGAAGCACGAUCCAAGAUUCUUCAAGUGCUAUGUGCGAAAUUGCGUUUGGAGGGCGAUUUCAACUUCACUGCUCUUGCCAAAGCUACUCCAGGAUACGUGGGUGCAGACCUCGCGGCUCUUACGGGUGCUGCUGGCAUCAUUGCCGUCAAGCGGAUCUUCAAGCAGCUUUCGGAAGGUACUCUCGUCCUACCCGAUCCAGACCCCGAGUUGGCGCCUUCAAAUGUUACCGAGGAUCAGGACAUCUCAAUGGCCGUUGACCGGCCUCCAGUCGACCUUCCUACUGUAAAAGCAACUUUGUUUGCUGGCCUGUCAUCUCUGCCUUCAGGAUCGAUAGCCCACUUCCUCAUUGCGCAUCCUGACCCGCUUACCGAAAGCCAACUCGCACCACUAUGCAUUACUGCCCCUGAUUUCAUGCUGGCGUUGAAGCAAGUACAGCCAUCGUCCAAGCGAGAAGGGUUCGCAACGGUUCCGGAUGUGACAUGGGCAGACAUCGGGGCACUGCAUGCAACGAGGGAGGAACUUCACAUGGCGGUCGUUCAACCAAUCAAACGGCCGGAGCUGUUCAGCGCUGUUGGCAUUGACGCGCCGUGCGGGGUGCUUUUGUGGGGUCCACCAGGAUGUGGAAAGACCCUUCUUGCGAAGGCUGUUGCCAAUGAGUCAAGGGCGAACUUCAUCAGUGUAAAAGGUCCAGAAUUACUCAAUAAGUACGUCGGCGAGAGCGAGAGAGCUGUACGCCAGGUGUUCUCUCGCGCGCGUGCCUCGGCACCAUGUAUCAUCUUCUUCGACGAGCUAGAUGCUCUUGUUCCUCGUCGAGAUGACAAUCUGUCCGAGUCCUCAGCCCGAGUCGUAAACACACUCCUCACCGAAUUAGAUGGACUGGAUGCUCGCAAAAGCGUCUACGUGAUCGCUGCCACUAAUCGGCCUGACAUGAUCGAUCCUGCCAUGGUUCGCCCAGGGCGUCUUGACAAGCUGCUCUACGUAGACCUACCGUCUGCUUCAGAACGCUCCGAGAUCCUACGCACUCUGAUACGCAAAGUCCCGCUCGGAUCCCUAGAUGGAAUGUCUCCCGAGCAGACUAAACAGGAGAUUGAACGCCUUGUUGGGGAAAAAUGCGAUGGAUACAGUGGCGCAGAUCUGGCUGCCUUGGUCAGAGAGGCUGGUGUCGUGGCGCUCAAGCGUACGCUGGGUGCACUAGACGAAAUGGACGAUGAGGCUGAAAGCCCCGCCGUCCUAGUCGGUGUCGCCGAUUUCCACAAGGCGCUGGACAAAGUUGGACCUAGUGUCAGCGCUGCGCAGAGGAGGAAAUAUGAGAACCUGCGAUCGAAGUUCUCGGGUCUGCCGGUUCGGUUAGUCAAAGACGAAGAGGAGAAGCGGGUAGAGGAGAAGGUUGCCUAA
Cyclocybe aegerita is the source of this 2274-nucleotide messenger RNA. The record is from the annotation of a GenBank genome assembly. Lineage: Eukaryota; Fungi; Basidiomycota; Agaricomycetes; Agaricales; Hemipholiotaceae.